Messenger RNA from Rhododendron vialii, 2421 nucleotides. RefSeq names its product CDPK-related kinase 3-like. Gene Ontology annotation, cellular component: cytoplasm; nucleus. Gene Ontology annotation, biological process: intracellular signal transduction; protein autophosphorylation; peptidyl-serine phosphorylation. Gene Ontology annotation, molecular function: calmodulin binding; calcium-dependent protein serine/threonine kinase activity; calcium/calmodulin-dependent protein kinase activity. Bases 411 to 2222 code for a protein of 603 amino acids. NCBI's taxonomy places the organism in Eukaryota, Viridiplantae, Streptophyta, Magnoliopsida, Ericales, Ericaceae. The record is from RefSeq and is a predicted model, not a curated record. The transcript has 11 exons.
AGCUUUAGUUUAUGCAUGAGAUGAGAACUAACUACUAGCCUACAGCUUCGCAUUGGGAUUCUGAUUUAAUUUGAUUCCUCCAAUUUUCAACCCUCUCUAGUCCCCAGAUCUUAUACAACUGUAUCUCUCUCUCUCUCUCUCUCUCUCUCCUCUGUCGCACUCGCUUCCGGUAUCUUACCAAAAACGCGUGUGCGUGCAUCUGAACAGUAUCUGUGUACGUACAUAAUCUGUCUGAUUCAACUCUUCUCAUUCUCUGCUUUUAUCGUUUUCUCGCUCUUAGAUCUCUCCUACUCGCCGCUAAUCGCCGGAUCCGUACACUUACCUGCUACUGAAAAAGUUGACCUAGUUCCCCAAUCGCAGUCGAAGAGAGAGUGAUAGUCUAGAGAGACGAAGAGUCGUGACUAGGCUCGAUGGGCCAGUGCUACGGCAAGACCAUCCCCUCCGUCAUCGACGACGAUGAAGACCGCCCCACCUCCGCCGUCACCGAUCGCCCUCCCCCGACGCCGUCGAGAUCCGCCGUGAAACACACGCCGGCUCGAUCCUCCGCCGCGACAAGCCCGUGGCCUAGCCCGUACCCCCACGGCGGCGGCGCGAGCCCGUACCCUCACGGCGGGGCCUCGCCGUUGCCCGGAGGGGUUUCGCCGUCGCCGGGGCGGUCGACGCCGGGGAGGAAGUUCUUCAAGCGGCCGUUCCCGCCGCCGUCGCCGGCGAAGCACAUCAAGGCUUCUCUGGUGAGGAGGUUCGGCAAGGCAAAGCCGCCGCUGGAGGGGCCGAUACCGGAGGACGGGGCGACGGAAGGGGACGGCGAGGAUCAGUCGCUGGACAAGAACUUCGGGUACAACAAGAAUUUCGGGGCCAAGUAUGAUUUGGGGAAGGAGGUCGGGCGAGGGCAUUUCGGUCAUACUUGCCAAGCCAAGGGUAGGAAGGGGGACCUCAGGGACGUGCCCCUUGCUGUCAAGAUCAUCUCUAAAGCAAAGAUGACAACAGCAAUAUCUAUUGAAGAUGUUCGUAGAGAAGUCAAAAUAUUGAAAGCUUUAUCAGGGCAUAAGCAUCUGGUCAGAUUCUAUGAUGCAUGCGAGGAUACCAACAAUGUGUACAUAGUCAUGGAAUUGUGUGAAGGUGGAGAGUUACUUGAUAGAAUUUUGUCCAGAGGUGGUAGAUACACAGAAGAGGAUGCAAAAGUUAUUGUUUUGCAAAUCUUAAGUGUGGUUGCUUUUUGUCAUCUUCAAGGCGUUGUGCACCGUGACUUAAAGCCUGAGAAUUUCCUUUUCACCUCUCGGAAUGAAGAUGCUGAUAUGAAGCUUAUUGAUUUUGGUCUUUCUGACUUCAUAAGACCAGAAGAGCGACUGAAUGAUAUUGUUGGUAGUGCAUACUAUGUGGCACCAGAAGUCCUUCAUCGAUCUUAUAGUCUUGAAGCUGAUAUUUGGAGUAUUGGAGUUAUCACUUACAUCUUGUUAUGCGGAAGCAGACCAUUCUGGGCGAGAACAGAAUCAGGAAUUUUUCGUGCGGUACUUAGAGCUGACCCUAACUUUGAUGACCUACCUUGGCCUUCCGUGUCACCAGAAGCAAAAGAUUUUGUGAAAAGGCUGUUGAAUAAGGAUUACAGGAAGAGGAUGACUGCGGCACAAGCUCUGACUCACCCUUGGUUGCGGAGUGAAAAUCAUCUGGUUCCUUUAGAUAUAUUGAUCUAUAAGUUAGUCAAGUCAUACCUUCAUGCUUCACCUUUCAAACGUGCAGCCCUAAAGGCUCUUUCAAAAGCUUUAACAGAGGAUGAGUUGUGUUAUCUUAGAGCUCAAUUCAUGCUUUUGGAACCAAAUAAUGAUGGACGUGUCUCACUUGAUAAUUUCAAAAUGGCUCUCGUGCGAAAUGGAACUGAUGCAAUGACGGAGUCAAGGGUUCCUGAAAUUCUAAAUACGAUGACACCACUCUCCUACAGAAAGAUGGACUUUGAAGAGUUUUGUGCUGCUGCAAUUAGCACAUAUCAGCUAGAGGCUCUUGAAGGGUGGGAGCAGAUUGCAUCAACAGCUUUUGAGCAUUUUGAGCAGGAGGGCAACCGAGUUAUCUCGUUGGAGGAAUUGGCUCGGGAGUUAAAUGUUGGCCCAACAGCUCAUACUAUUCUAAGAGACUGGAUUCGAAGCUCCGACGGAAAGCUUAGUUUGCUUGGUUAUACCAAAUUUUUGCAUGGCGUGACACUUCGGAGCGCAAAUACGAGACAUCGUUAGUUCUAUUUUUUAGCAUUUUCGAAAACGAUAGCAAUUACAGAUUCAUGGCAUUCAAAGGUUCAAAUUCUCUUUAUUUUCUUUUUCCCUUUAGGGGUUGGUGAUAUAAAAUUGUGUACAAAAGAAUAUAGAAGUUGAGUCAGCUUAGAGCCCGGAGAGGAAAAAUUAUUGUUGAAGAUUUUUUUUCCAUGUUCGUUUUGCA